This is a messenger RNA of Fibroporia radiculosa, 1311 nucleotides long. RefSeq lists its product as uncharacterized. The record is from RefSeq and is a predicted model, not a curated record. Gene Ontology annotation, molecular function: structural molecule activity; protein binding. Gene Ontology annotation, cellular component: COPII vesicle coat; nuclear pore outer ring. The transcript is spliced from 10 exons. Gene Ontology annotation, biological process: COPII-coated vesicle budding; positive regulation of TOR signaling; protein import into nucleus. The coding region runs from base 1 to 1311 and encodes 436 amino acids. Lineage: Eukaryota; Fungi; Basidiomycota; Agaricomycetes; Polyporales; Fibroporiaceae.
AUGGUGAAACCGUCCACAACAAAUGCGGCGGACCCGGCCCCGAUAGAAACAUGCCAUGAGGACAUGAUUCACGAUGCCCAGCUUGACUACUACGGCAAACGACUCGCGACGUGUUCUUCUGACCGAACGGUGCGAGUGUUCGACGUGGUAGAUGGGGAGCCCCCGAAGGCGGUGCAAACGCUCAAAGGGCACACAGGACCUGUGUGGCAGGUUGCCUGGGCACACCCAAAGUUUGGACACAUACUGGCAUCAUGCUCGUAUGAUGGCAAAGUAAUAAUUUGGAAAGAACAGCCAGCACAAGGUCCGUCUGCGGGAGGGUGGGCGAAGAUUAAGGAGCAUACACUACAUAAAGCGUCAGUCAACUCUGUCUCGUGGGCACCCCACGAACUCGGUGCCAUCCUCGCAUGCGCGUCUUCGGAUGGAACAAUUUCUGUCCUGACAUUCAAAAACGAUGGCCAAUGGGGCGCGGAUGUCUUCGAGGGCCAUGCCAUCGGUUGCAAUGCCGUCUCGUGGGCGCCCGCCGUGCAGCCUGGCUCACUCAUCGCACCACAGUCGGGCACGACGCUCCCAGGGCAGCCACCUGCUGCGCCGCAGAGUGUGAAGCGUUUUGCGAGCGCGGGCUGCGACAACCUCGUUAAGAUCUGGGGGUUCCGUGACGACACGCAGGCAUGGGUCGAAGAGGAGGUUCUUGAUGGGCAUACUGACUGGGUGCGUGACGUCGCCUGGGCACCGAAUAUCGGCCUGCCGAGGAGCUAUAUUGCCACUGCUUCCCAGGACAAGACUGUGCUCAUUUGGACGAAAGAUACCCCAACGUCGUCUUGGGCGAAGACGGCGCUCGACCCGUCAUCUGCGCUGACCGUGCCGGCGGGCGGGGCGCCUGCGUCUGGGAAGUUCCCGGAUGUCGUCUGGCGCGUAUCAUGGAGCCUUACGGGCAACAUUUUAGCGACGCUAUCCAUAGCGGCCGCCAUCGUCUGUGCGUUGCUGUACAUGAACAAGGCGACACGCAGCGCAGUACAGGCGACGAAGGAAUCGCUGAAAAACCGUGGCGUCGAUAUCUCCAGGCAAGGCAUGUCCGUGAAGACAAAAAAGCGCAUGGACCGCGACGACUACCUUGACGCCACACAGCGGGGCUUUGUCAACGCAUACAAGCACUCAACGUAUGGCCCCGGCCCUGGUGCGAGCCUGCGCUCACACUCUGCCGAGUCCAUUCACUCGACCCACCAUUCCGAAAUCGAGAGCAGGGACAGACAUGGAACCGUCUCGGGUGUCACACACGCAUUUGGCAUGAAGAAGACUACUAGUGCGCAGUGA